Molecule: messenger RNA, 1545 nt
Organism: Bactrocera latifrons
Lineage: Eukaryota; Metazoa; Arthropoda; Insecta; Diptera; Tephritidae
Product: corepressor interacting with RBPJ 1
Exons: 2
Coding region: 106-1419 (437 amino acids)
Biological process (GO): negative regulation of DNA-templated transcription
Cellular component (GO): nucleus
Molecular function (GO): transcription corepressor activity
Source: RefSeq, a predicted model, not a curated record
UGUGUACUAUAUAUAAGUCCAUCAACUUUCGCAGAUAUCACAAAACAAAUCUAAAUAUAUUUUAAAUUGCAUAAAAAGUAGUAAAAAGCAUUCAGUAGCAGUAAAAUGGGUAAAGGUUUUAAUAAUUAUAUGUGCAAGAAGUUCUUUCACCCAGCUUCUAGAGACAAUCUAAAACGGGUAUGGAUGGCGGAACAGCAAGCGGAGGCCUACAAGAAGAAACAGGAGGAGCUCCGUACACAGUAUGAGAAGGAGCAAAAUUUGCAUGAAAACAAAGCUAUGCUAAGCAAAGACAGCAAAGAUAAGCUAAGCGUAAAUUUCAUGUACGAGCCGCCGCCUGGUGUGCGCAAAGAACGCGAAAAGGAUGCCACUGAACCGGAGUACAAGUUUGAGUGGCAACGCAAGUUUAAUGCGCCACGUGAAUCAUAUUGCAAAGGUGACACAGAAAUUCGCGAUCAGCCGUUUGGCAUACAAGUGCGUAAUGUGCGUUGCAUAAAGUGUCACAAAUGGGGUCACAUCAAUACCGAUAAAGAGUGUAGUAUGUAUAGUAUUUCCAUGAGCGAAGCACGUAAGCUGCAUUCCGAAGCGGAAGCCAGUGAGAUGAUGGCCAAGAAUGUGCUGGAAGAACAGAUGAAAGAAGAUGGUUUGGUAAUGAAAAAAUCCGCAUUGGAACUGCAGAAUAUCAAACAAGUGCACCAACAACACAGAUUAGUGCCAAGUGAUGACGAGGAGAGUGAAAUGAAAGCGGGUAUGGACAAAGGGAACACAGAAUUGGCGUUUCUAAAGUCGCUGAGCAAGGAACAGAAACUGGUGUUAUUAAAAAAGCUGGAAAAGAUAGAAAAAUUAAAGAAGAAAAGUGUAAAGCGAAAGUUAAAAAAAGAAAAGUCUCAUAAAAGUAAGAAGGAAAAGAAAACGAAGAAAAAGCAUUCAAAGAAGUCGAGCAGCAGCAGUGGAAAUUACACAAAUGAAAGUGACGACGAAGAUCAGAGACCCUUUAAAGAAAGACACAAUACAGAGAGGAAGAAGAAAAAAGUGGAAAAGAAAAAAAGCAGGAAUAGUCAGUCAACCGAUGAUUCCCAGUCUUCCAGCAGUUCAUCCACUUCUGAUUCGGAAACUGAUGAAGGCUCGAGAGACUUACGCAGACAACGACGCAGCCGAUCACGCGAUGAACGAAGGAAAUAUUUCAAAUCAGCUCUUGAAAAAGACAGAGAGAAGGAACGGUCGUACAAUGAGGACAGGGAGUCUAGCCGUAACAAGCAUACACGUAGGGAGCGGAGUCGCUCGAAAGAACGUAAGGAAAGUCACAGGGAACGACAUCACUACAGAGAUCAGCGUUAUCGUAGUCGUUCUAACGACAGAGAUAGUCGGCAUUCAAAGAAUGAACGCCGAAACCUUAGCAGAUCGAGGGAUAGGAGACGUUAACAGCCAAUAACCAAUAUAAUAAUGAUAUAAUACUUAUGCAUUUCAAACUGUGUAAUAUCAACUUUUGUGGACAUAAAUAUAUGUGAAAAGUAAUAAUAAAACUUUCAAAAACCAGUAACUACUAAA